AUGCUCCUAGCCAUAACUCUUUCUUGUAUCGACGUGUUCUAUGGAAUGGGGUUCCGUGCGGACUACACCAUGAACUUCAACAGCUACCGCCACAACAUCUUGGCCCGUGUGGACUGCUGCGUUGGAGUUUAUACCUGGCAGGUAUACUUCAUAUGCUUCGUUAUCGACCUGAUCGGCGCGACCAUUCUUUUGGUUGGGAAAGAGAAUCCCGUCGGCUACGCUGUCGCCGCCUCCUUCACUGUGGGGUUGGUCUUGAAGUGGUACCUUGCUUCCGACCAACUUCGCACUCCUGCAGUCGAGGAUGACAUUGAGAUGCGAACAAACGUUGUCCGUCAAGCCGGAUUCGUUCAUCCAGUGUGA
Molecule: messenger RNA, 360 nt
Organism: Guillardia theta CCMP2712
Lineage: Eukaryota; Cryptophyceae; Pyrenomonadales; Geminigeraceae
Exons: 3
Coding region: 1-360 (119 amino acids)
Source: RefSeq, a predicted model, not a curated record